UCCACCACCCUCACUACCGUACUCACACUCUCCACUUCCCUCUUUUCCCUUCGUUACUUCGCACGCCCCGCAGCAAAGCUUUCCCCACAGCUCAGCUCACUCCCCAACGCCCUCUCCAUCUUCUGUCUCUCCAUCUCUGAAAAGUUGCCUUCUUUUGCUCUAAAAUCACAAUGCAGCUCCGCCUCACCAUGGCCUCCGGCACCCUAGCGACAGUCCUUUCUCUCUCCGUUCUUCUCCUCGUCCUCUCCCCCACAUCCCACGCCCACAACAUCACGCGCCUGCUUGCCCAUCACCCGGACUUCUCCACCUUUAACCACUACCUCUCCCUUACCCACCUCGCAGACGAGAUCAACCGGCGCACCACCAUCACCGUCUGCGCCGUUGACAAUGCCGCCAUGAACGAGCUCCUCGCCAAGCACCUCUCCAUCUACACCAUCAAGAACAUCCUCUCCCUCCACGUCCUCCUCGACUACUUCGACGCCAAGAAGCUCCACCAAAUUACCGACGGAACCGCCCUCUCCGCCACUCUCUUCCAGGCCACUGGAUCCGCUCCAGGUACCGCCGGCUUCGUCAACAUCACCGACCUCAAGGGUGGGAAAGUUGGUUUUUCUCCGGAGGAAAACAACGGCCACAUCGGCGUUUUCUUCGUCAAGGCUCUGGAGGGACUUAAGUACAACAUCUCCGUCAUCCAGAUCAGCAAGAUCCUCCCGUCAGAUGUCGCAGCGGCCCCCACACCGGGCCCGGCCGAGGUCAACCUCACUGGCAUAAUGUCUGCUCACGGCUGCAAGGUCUUUGCUGACACUCUUAUAGCCAACUCCGAUGCCGAAAAGAUCUUCCAGGAAAGCCUUGACGGAGGCUUAACGGCGUUCUGCCCCCUCGACGACGUGUUCAAGGCGUUCCUUCCUAAGUUCAAGAACCUGACGGCGUCCGGGAAGACGUCGUUACUCGAGUUCCAUGGCGUGCCCGUAUACAUGUCCAUGCCCAUGUUGAAGUCCAACAACGGCCCCACGAACACGCUGGCCACCGAUGGCGCGAAAAAGUUCGACUUCACUGUGCAAAACGACGGUGAGGAAGUGACUUUGAAGACGAACAAAGAGACCGCGAGGAUUACCGGCACGCUUCUCGACGAGCAGCCCGUGUCGAUCUACACGAUCGACAAGGUCUUGAUGCCGAAAGAGCUGUUCAAAGCCGAGGCACCAACUCCUGCUCCUGCACCGGCUCCGGAAGAGGCGGCCGACGCUCCCAAGGCUAGCAAGAAGAAGAAGAAGAAGGCAGCGGCGCCGUCGGAAGAGGAGUCCGACUCUCCCGCUGAUUCACCAUCAGACGACCCGGCAGAUCAGACGGCCGACGAGAAUGGAUCCGUUAGAUUUGACUUAGCAAAUCUGGGAUCCAUGCUCGUCGGUGCGUGGCUAGUAGUGCUAUCCAUGCUGUAAGUUGUUUUUUUUUUUUUUUUGGAAAAAGUAUUCACCUUUGAUGGAGAAAUAGAAUAAGUAAUUGGGAGGCUUGAGAAGAAUACUUUGGCCCUUGGGUGAAAUGUCUUGAUAUUUCUCUGUUUGUUCUUAGUUUGCGUGUUCUUGCUUCUUUUUUCUUGUUUUUUUUAAUUUUCUAGGAGAGAAUUGUUUUCAUUUAUUUGUAAUGUGUUUCUUUCAUUUCAUUGGAGUGUGUUUGAUGAGAUUCUAUUGAUUACCAAGAAAAUGUUGCAAACUUCUCUAUA
Molecule: messenger RNA, 1714 nt
Organism: Carya illinoinensis
Lineage: Eukaryota; Viridiplantae; Streptophyta; Magnoliopsida; Fagales; Juglandaceae
Product: fasciclin-like arabinogalactan protein 1
Exons: 1
Coding region: 171-1433 (420 amino acids)
Biological process (GO): root development; shoot system development
Cellular component (GO): plasma membrane
Source: RefSeq, a predicted model, not a curated record